Alternaria alternata is the source of this 1500-nucleotide messenger RNA. Its product is annotated as NAD(P)-binding protein. The record is from RefSeq and is a predicted model, not a curated record. Gene Ontology annotation, molecular function: oxidoreductase activity, acting on the CH-CH group of donors, NAD or NADP as acceptor. The transcript has a single exon. NCBI's taxonomy places the organism in Eukaryota, Fungi, Ascomycota, Dothideomycetes, Pleosporales, Pleosporaceae. Bases 360 to 1424 code for a protein of 354 amino acids.
CUCGAAGAUUCUGCAUUUGCGACAAGUUUCGUGCCCCGCGUCGAGACACUCGACCGAAGAGUGGCUUCUAGAGUCGGACGAAUUGUUGCGCCCCUUGCCGGUAACUGCCCGAUAUGCAACGUUACGGCAAGGCUUUCCUGGACGGCGCCUCCGGACCCUCAUGAUGCAAUCAGGGUCUUUCUCUCGGCGGUGAAAUCACAAUUUCUAAGCUAGAAACUGCUGUAGCUAUAUAGCCAGGUGCUCGUUGCUACUGACGUCUCCCUCUUCAUCAAACUAUCACACUACCUUAUAACAACAUUGUCCAAGAUACCCACAUAUCCCUUUCUAAUACUCAACAAACACGACACAUACACAUCACCAUGGUUCAGAACAAGGGAGUCAUCUUCAAGAACGUGCCAGAGGGAUGGCCAAAGGCGGGGCAGGACCUCGCUGUUGAGGCCCGCGAUAUCGACCUCGAGCAGCAGCUCCCAGAGGGUGCUCUGCUCGUGAAGAACUUCUAUGCCUCAUUCGACCCCUACCAGCGGGGACGCAUGCGUGCUCCCGACGUCAAGUCCUACUCUCCUCCUUUCGAGCUUGGCAAGCCCAUCACCAACCGCUCCAUCUUCAAGGUCGUCAAGUCAAACAGCGACAAGUUCAAGGAGGGCCAAACCCUUAUCACCAUGGGAAUCAGCCCUAUUGAGGAGUACUCCGUUCUCGACAAGGAUGCUGUCGCCAACUGCAUCGAGCUCAAGAACCCCUACAACCUCGACCCUAAGUACUUCCUCGGCCCCCUCGGUAUGCCUGGUCUUACCGCAUGGUCAUCUUUCUACGAGAUCGGCCAACCGAAGAAGGGUGAAACCAUCUUCAUCUCCGCCGCUUCUGGUGCCGUCGGUCAACUAGUUGGCCAGCUCGCCAAGCACGAAGGUCUUACUGUCAUUGGAAGUGUCGGUGACGACAAGAAGCUCGAAUUCAUCACCAAGGAGCUCAACUUCGACCAUGGCUUCAACUACAAGAAGGAGAAGGCUGCCGACGCGCUCGCCCGCCUCGCCCCUAACGGUAUCGACAUCUACUACGAGAACGUCGGUGGUGAGCAACUCGAGGCUGCCAUCAACGCCAUGAACAACUUCGGUCGCAUUGUUGCCUGCGGUAUGAUCUCGCAAUACAACCUUAAGCCCGGCGAGCAAUACCCCAUCCGUAACCUCAUGCAAGUCGUUGCCAAGCGCCUCACUAUGCGUGGUUUCAUUGUCAGCGACGACAACAUGGGCCCCAAGCACCACAAGGAUCACCAGGAGAAGCUCCAGAAGUGGCUCAGCGAGGGCACCUUCAAGGCCAAGAUUAGCGUUACUGAGGGCAUCGACAACGGUGUCGAUGGUUUCCUUGGCAUGCUAGAGGGCAAGAACUUUGGUAAGGCUGUGCUGCAGAUUGCGGACUUGAGCAAGGAGUAAGAUGUUAAAUACCCAAUAUGGCUUUUAAUGAGCCAGCGUUAUCGCUGUUUUCAAUGAAUUGAUGAACAAACAACCA